Molecule: messenger RNA, 2235 nt
Organism: Rotaria sp. Silwood2
Lineage: Eukaryota; Metazoa; Rotifera; Eurotatoria; Philodinida; Philodinidae
Source: the annotation of a GenBank genome assembly
AUGCAUAAGAAACAAUUCUAUUCUCGACGUGUAAUUAAUCGACGUCAGAGACAUCUAAAAAAAUUAGAGAAACAAGAAAAUUAUUUGAAUUUUUCAAGUGAAAGUGAUAAUGAAGAUUGUAAUGUUAAUCAACAUAUAAAUAAUAUAAAUUCCAUGUCUUCGAAUGUUCUUUCAGCACUUGAUGGUGAUUUACAUACAUAUGAAAAUUAUCAGGAAGAUGAACAUGAUAACACCAACAAAUUAAAUGAUUUUCAAGAUACUAUUUUUGAUCAUUCACCACCAUUAUAUAAUGGCUGUCGAUUUUCCACAAUUAAAUCAGUUAAAAUGUUAAUAAAUUUUUUUUGUCGAAUUAAUUUAGAUAAACAAAAUACUAUUUAUUUAAUGAAAUUGAUAAAACUUAUAUUACCAAUGAAGAAUGCAUUACCUACAUCAUGGAAAUGCAUAAUGAAAUUAUUUGGAAAAGUCAAUUUUUCAUCGACAACGUUUUUAUGUUCAAAAUGCUUUAAUCAAUGUAAAAAAACAAGAUUCAACACCAAAACUUGUAUGAAUGAUAAUUGUUAUUUGUCAAAAAGAAUGUUAAAAACAAACGAGAUCGUGGAAGUAGUAAAUCUUGAUAUUCGUACUCAGAUGAAAUCUAUUAUUGCUCGAAAUAUAAAUUUAUUAACCCAAAGCUAUGAUUUAUUUCCAUUGUCUGAUGUAACCUCAGCUUCUCUUUAUAGAACAACAAUAUCAAAUACAAAAUGUAGCACCAUUACAAUUAUUAUUCACACAGACGGUGCUCCUUUGGUACAUUCAAGUAAACAAUCGAUAUGGCCCUGCUUUGCUUCUAUUGUGGAGUUACCUCCUCCAAUAAGGGAGCACCAAACUAAUAUAAUGCUUUUAGCUUUAUGGUCGGCUAAAGUAAAACCAAAUGUCAAUGUAUUUCUCGAAAGAACUAUAAGUGAUAUUGUACAACUUAUGACCCAUGGAUUUUGGAGUGGUUCGUCUGUGCUAUACCCAUAUGAUAAAAAUAAUUUAGAAUUACGUACACAUUCAGGGUUUAUUGCAGCGGCUAAAUCAGCCGAGGAAAAAUCAACAGAAAAACGAGUAGCAAAUGUAGAAGGUGUAAAGGGUUUAUCAUGUUUAUUAAAAAUUAUUUCGUAUCCACAACAAGUUGUGUUAGAUUAUAUGCACCUCGUGUGUUUAGGUCAUGUAAAAACUUUAAUCAAAAGGUGGUGCCAAUUAAUUAGCAAAGCUGAUAUAACGAGAAUGGAUAGUAUGUUAUCCAUGGCACGCUUUCCACAUAACAUACAUGUUACGUACAAUGAAUCAAUUUUAGCUAUUGACUCAUGGAAAGCUAAACACUGCAGAUUGCUGGUACUAAAUCUUGGUAUUCUUUGUCUACCUACAUUAAAUGCAUCACAUUGGACAAUUUACUGUUUGUUUGUUAAAUUAUUGCAUGCACCACAAUCACCUGAAGAUAUAGAUUUUGCUGAAAAAUUAAUUAAUUAUUAUUGUCGUACAAUUGCUGAUGUUUAUGAUGAAUCAUUAGAAUUAUUUUCAUUACAUGCACAUCUCCAUUUACCCGGUCAAGUGCGACUACAUGGUGGUUUAUCAACAUCAUCAGCAUUUACAUUUGAGUCCUGUAUUCGAUAUUUAAAAAGUAAGGUGCAUGGUACAAAACAUUUGGCUUCACAAAUAGCUUAUUGGUAUGAUAUUGAAACCAUCGUCAAAACUACAGUAUUUGAAGUAAAGGUACCAUGUGGUGUUAAUGAAAUUAAUUUUUUUAAUGAAAAAAUGAAUCAUUAUCGUAAUAUAAUAGGUGCUCUUCUUCAUACUCAUCAACAAGAUUUAAACCAAAUUGUAUUUUACACACGUUAUAAGAAAUGCUUUUUAACUUUCCAUACAGUGCUUUAUGAUAAGCCAUAUAAAUGUCGUAGUUACAUCGUAUCAUAUAUUAAUGAUAGUGAUGAUUAUGACGCGCUCAAUUAUGCAAAUAUAAUUGUAUUUUAUAAAUAUAACAAUGAUUAUUUUGCACUUAUACAAAAAUAUCAUUUUUCAAGAAAAAAAAUCUCGCAUUACGUAGAGUUACCUGUAGAAGUAUGUAACAAAUUGGAUGAAAUGUUUCCAUUACUCGAACUGUCGAACGAUUAUGAAAUUAUUCCUGUAGCAAUGGUUCGCCAUCACUGUAUAAUGGUAGAAUUUCAAGAUGUUUGUUGUUUAUCAGAAUUAAGAAUUGAUUCUGAACAUGAUUAA